Molecule: messenger RNA, 1490 nt
Organism: Camellia sinensis
Lineage: Eukaryota; Viridiplantae; Streptophyta; Magnoliopsida; Ericales; Theaceae
Product: G protein alpha subunit 1
Biological process (GO): adenylate cyclase-modulating G protein-coupled receptor signaling pathway
Cellular component (GO): heterotrimeric G-protein complex; cytoplasm
Molecular function (GO): G protein-coupled receptor binding; GTPase activity; guanyl nucleotide binding
Source: RefSeq, a predicted model, not a curated record
AUGGGCUUACUCUGUAGUAGACACAAUCAUUACAAUCAAGCUGAUACUGAAGAAAAUGCUCAGACUGAAGAAAUAGAAAGGCGGAUUGAGCGAGAAACAAAGGCUGAGAACCAUAUUCAGAAACUUCUAUUGCUUGGUGCUGGAGAGUCGGGGAAGUCGACGAUUUUUAAGCAGAUAAAAUUAUUGUUUCAAACUGGAUUUGACGAGGCAGAGUUAAAGAGCUACAUCUCAGUCAUUCAUGCCAAUGUGUAUCAGACAAUAAAAAUAUUGUAUGAUGGGUCAAAGGAAUUUGCUCAAAAUGAAACUGAUUCCUUGAAGUAUGUUGUAUCUAUUGAAAAUGAGGGGAUUGGAGAGAAACUAUCUGAAAUUGGAGGUAGGUUGGAUUAUCCAUGCCUGACAAAAGAGCUUGCACAGGAGAUGGAAGCUCUUUGGAAAGAUGCUGCCAUUCAGGAAACCUACUCUCGUGGUAAUGAACUCCAAGUUCCAGACUGUGCACAUUAUUUCAUGGAAAAUUUGCGAAGAUUGUCUGAUGUAAACUACGUUCCAACAAAGGAUGAUGUUCUCAAUGCCAGAGUUCGUACAACUGGUGUUGUAGAAAUCCAGUUCAGCCCAGUUGGAGAGAACAAAAAAAGCGGUGAGGUGUAUCGACUCUUUGAUGUUGGAGGUCAGAGAAACGAGAGAAGGAAGUGGAUACAUCUGUUUGAAGGGGUCACAGCUGUGAUUUUUUGUGCUUCUAUUAGUGAGUAUGAUCAAACACUCUUUGAGGAUGAAAGCAAGAACCGGAUGAUGGAAACCAAGGAACUCUUUGAUUGGGUCCUUAAGCAACCAUGUUUUGAGAAAACAUCCUUCAUGCUGUUCCUAAACAAAUUCGAUAUAUUUGAGAAGAAGGUUUUAAAAGUGCCGCUGAAUGUAUGCGAGUGGUUCAAAGAUUACCAGCCAGUUUCGACAGGGAAAGAAGAGAUAGAGCAUGCAUAUGAAUUUGUGAAGAAGAAAUUUGAGGAGUUGUAUUUCCAGAGUACUGCCCCUGAUCGUGUGGACCGGGUUUUUAAGAUCUACAGAACCAAUGCCCUUGAUCAGAAGCUUGUGAAGAAGACGUUCAAACUGGUGGACGAGACUUUGAGAAGGAGAAACCUCUUUGAAGCUGGUUUAUUAUGAUCGUGGACAUACUUGUUGAAAAAAGGAUUGUCAAUAUUUGAAGAGCUAUAUUGGAUUUUCGCCAAUGAGGUGAGAAGAACACUGCAUCAGUUGACUACUAGCAUAUAUCAUAUUUUACAGGCUUAAAGUUUUGGAGUCCCAUUGGUUCUAGCCCUCCAUUAAAAGGAACUUCAUUUUUUUUUUACCCUUGAUUUUGUCCUUGGAUGGUGAGUAUAGGCUGCUGGAAGCCUUCCAAAAAUCAGUUGUAUUGUCUGUUUGUGGCCUUUGGAAAUUUAACCAGGGAUGGGAUGGAACACACAUUAUGGCUUAUAUAUUCUUUUCUUUUUUCUUUUUCA